UACACCAAAUAUAAAACCAAGUCUAUUUCACUUUGUGUUGAAGCUGAACUCGAAUUCAGUGUCGGUUGAUCCGUUCGAGUGUUAGGACUAGGUUUGAAUAAACGAAUUUAUCAUCGAAAAAUGGCUCAGUUACCGGUGUACAAUCCUCCAUCGCCGUUUCUUGGAUUUUUACCAGCCGGUCUAGGAUUGUAUCGUAAAGUGAUUAUACGCGGAAAAAUGAAGGAAGACCAGUUCAACAUUAAUUUCCAGUCCGGGCCGAACGUGGAUCCCCGGGAUGACUGUCCGCUGCACAUCAGCAUUCGACCUCGUGAUAAGUUGAUCGUCCGUAAUACUUAUCAAUUCCGAAGCUGGGGCAUCGAGGAACGGCACGGAGGAUGUCCGAUACAGAAGAAGGGUUACUUCGACGUACAGGUCACGGUGAAACCGGACGCAUAUAGCAUUGCCAUCAAUGGGUGCCAGUAUGCCGACUUUGCUCACCGGCAACCGUACGCAUCGGUUCGGUUCAUUCAUAUCAGCGAAGGUGCACAGAUAGACGCCAUGAUAACCGAGUAGCAGGGUAGUGAUAAAAACAUGCGGAACACUUGAUAAAGCCGAUGAUUGAACAGUGUCGAGUUAUGGGAGGGGACUUUUUGCUAUUUGUUUUAUCGAUAGCAAAUGUUAUAGUGCUUACGAAAUAAGCAUAUUUAAUCAUUGUUGUUUUUUAAACCAGUAUUAAUAAAUUGGGUUGUGUCAUCGUAAUCAA
Malaya genurostris is the source of this 742-nucleotide messenger RNA. Its product is annotated as 32 kDa beta-galactoside-binding lectin-like. Gene Ontology annotation, molecular function: carbohydrate binding; galactoside binding. The transcript is spliced from 3 exons. NCBI's taxonomy places the organism in Eukaryota, Metazoa, Arthropoda, Insecta, Diptera, Culicidae. The record is from RefSeq and is a predicted model, not a curated record. The coding region runs from base 121 to 552 and encodes 143 amino acids.